UAUUUUCUUUUCCUUUGGUAAUUAACUUUUGUGAGUUAAAUCGAUCAUGACGUCUGUUGAGGUUGAGGUUCCUUCUCAAUAUCCUGCGGAUGCCGUUUUUAAGGUUUUCUGUGAUUUUGAUAAUCUCGCGCCUAAGGUAAACCCUGAAGUUUUCAAGUCUAUUGAGACGAUAGAAGGAAAUGGAGACGUGGGAACAAUAAAGCUCAUCACAUUUGGUGAAGGUGUCCCGUUCACAAGUGCAAAAUAUAAGGUUGACGCUAUUGAUAAAACCAAUUAUAGCUAUAACUACACAUUUUUCGAAGGUGAUAACUUGAUGGGCAUAUUAGACUCCAUCUCUAGUCAAGUGAAGAUUGUGCCGGCCGCUGAUGGAGGAUGUGUGAACAAGCAAACGAUCACUUAUAACUGCAAAGGUGAAGACAAGCCAUCCGAAGAGAUUCUUAAAAAAGAGAAAGAAAUAUAUGAGACUACUUACAAGGCCAUGGAGGCGUAUGCGGCUGCUCAUCCUGAAGCUUACAAGUAACUACGUACAUCGAUCACUCUGUGUGUUUUCGUAUACUUUGAAAUCGUCCUUUGGUUUGUAUGUUUGUAUCAUUUCCUAAUCUUACUAUGUGUUGAAUAAUGGACAAGGUUCCAGUUGUAUAACUCUUGUAACGUAUACUAUACCCUUUAUAUAUCGAAAAAUAUAGUGACUAUGUUACGUUUUAGGUAAAAUAAAACUAGUAUUAAAGUAAAACAAAUAAAACAAUAGAUUUCUCUUCUCUGAAAAUCAACAUGCAUCAUGAACAUUGUUGUGUAUCAAUUGCUUCAUGAAUUUCUGUGUAUCAAUUUAAUCAUGAUUCAAUUGUUAAAAUCUU
Molecule: messenger RNA, 854 nt
Organism: Erigeron canadensis
Lineage: Eukaryota; Viridiplantae; Streptophyta; Magnoliopsida; Asterales; Asteraceae
Product: root allergen protein-like
Exons: 2
Coding region: 47-520 (157 amino acids)
Biological process (GO): abscisic acid-activated signaling pathway; defense response
Cellular component (GO): nucleus; cytoplasm
Molecular function (GO): protein phosphatase inhibitor activity; abscisic acid binding; signaling receptor activity
Source: RefSeq, a predicted model, not a curated record